ACCUGAAUUGCAGCGGGUUGAUUUUAUUUUUUGUGAAGGAACGGGUUAGAGAGAGAGAGAGAGAGAGAGAGAGUGCAGAGAGAGAGAGAGAGAGAGAGAGCUGCAGAGAGAGGCAAACAAAUGGAGCAGCUCGUCAAUUUCAUCAUACGUCCUCCCAGAGCUGAAUAUAACCCAAAAACUGACCUACUGGACGAGAAAUUCGUGUUAAAGGGACAAUGGUUUCAAAGAAAGGACUUGGAGGUUGUUAAUAGCCGCGGAAAUGUUCUUAAAUGUACCCAUUAUUUGCCACUUAACAUCCCUGAAGGAAGAUCAUUACCAUGUGUGAUAUACUGUCAUGGAAACAGUGGUUGCAGGGCAGAUGCAAGUGAGGCUGCAAUUAUUUUACUUCCCUCAUACAUCACAGUUUUCGCAUUAGAUUUUGCAGGAUCGGGUUUGUCUGAAGGAGAGCACGUUACUCUAGGAUGGAAUGAAAAGGAUGAUCUAAAGGCCGUAGUCAACCAUUUGCGGGAAGACGGAAACAUUUCGUGUAUUGGUUUGUGGGGUCGCUCAAUGGGUGCUAUGACAAGCUUGAUGUAUGGUGCUGAGGAUCCAUCAAUUGCUGGAAUGGUUCUUGACAGUCCCUUCUCUAACUUAGUCGACUUGAUGAUGGAACUUGUUGAUACUUACAAAGUUCGCAUACCGAAGUUCACUGUGAAAUUUGCAAUUCAGUACAUGCGAAAAGUAGUCCAAAGAAAGGCCAAGUUUGAUAUAAUGGUUCUCAAUGCUCUUCAGGUUGCAAAACAUUGUUUCGUUCCAGUUUUAUUGGGGCAUGCCUCUGAAGAUGAUUUCAUUCGUCCUCAUCAUUCUGAUCUUAUAUACAAUGCUUAUGCUGGGGAUAAAAAUAUCAUCAAAUUCGAAGGUGACCACAACUCUCCACGCCCUCAAUUCUACCAUGAUUCUGUAACCAUUUUCUUCCACAAUGUCUUGCAACCUCCAACUGACUUGAGUGAAGGAAGUACUCUACGAGCAAUGAAUGAUUACAUGGAUGAGGAGGAUUCCAUGUGGUUUAUGAGAAGGCAUAAUUUUGAAGAACCACCUCUCCCUGGAGAUAUCAUGGCUAAUGGCACAGAAGAAGCUAUCAAUCAGUUACGUAUGAGAAGACAAAUAAGUAGCAUAGAGGUUCCUUCUGAUAUAGGGGAGCAACCAUUGCAAUCCAGAAUGGAGGAGAGAGAGGGUGAAGUUGAUCAGGGUUCAUCAUCUUCAAGAUUUGGCGGCACUGACUAUGAUUCUCAACCUUAUGGUUCUAUUGUCUCGACCCCACUGACUAACCAUUCCAGGGACCAUUCAUUUGAUGGUUUCGUCCUCCCAAGUGAUGCAGAAGAUGAGGAAAAGAUGAUAAUGGAAGCUAUGAUACUGUCCCUCCAAGAUUUAGAAACUUCUCAGAUGAGGAAAUCUCCAAUGCCUGAUCCCCAGCUCGAGCCCUCCAGUGUAUCACAAUCGGACUGCCCAGAAGCUUUGGCAGUGGACCCUAAAAGCCCCACAGAGAUGCCUAGCAACUUUCCUUCAAGGGCCACCUCAUGCAAACCGAAAAACCCAUCAGAGCCAGUGCAAGGCCCACCAGAAAAAACAGGCGAAUCAAAUGGUGACACUUCGGCACACAAUGAGAAAAGGGACCAACCCAAGGUUGAUGCAUCAGCACAAAAUGCUGAUGUGGUGGUCGUGAAAAAUCCUUCUGGCUUUGUAUUGGAGGGGUUGACUCAUAAAUGGGGUCUCAAUUUCUUUAGAAACAGUGAUUCUAGCAAGUGAAAUGACCAAAAAAAAUUCUACAUAGUGAAAGAGUUGGAAGAUGGAGGAGAGGGAGAUUGGAGAGAUGUAUUGGUUUAGCAAAUAGGUGUGGCAUUGUAGUGUAUUUUGUAUAUUGCCAUUCUUUUGUGUAUUCUAACAUUUUUUUUUUUCCUUAUUAAUAUCCACUUGUUCCGAAAAAA
Molecule: messenger RNA, 1964 nt
Organism: Amborella trichopoda
Lineage: Eukaryota; Viridiplantae; Streptophyta; Magnoliopsida; Amborellales; Amborellaceae
Source: RefSeq, a predicted model, not a curated record